UUGAGCAUGCUCUUGGGGCAAAGUCGUUCGCGCGCUGGACUUCGGGCUAGAAGGUCGAGGGUUGAGACUUGCUCCCUGCCGGCUUCAUUACAGUACGUUUUGUCGCAUGAAGAUGACAGCGUGUUGAAAAUAUUGCGUCACAUCGUAAACUAUCCAAUCAUAAUUUAGUAUUUUAUUGAGGCAAAUUUGAAUUUUUUCACGUCGCAGUCGACGUCCGUUAAUCUCGAAAACCCAAUCAUUGUUGCCAACGUCGGUUUUGGGCCCGAAGAGAACCAAACGAAUGAGGGGAAUAAAGUGCUUGAAUUGUAAUGUUUAAUUGAUAAAACGUUGUCUGACGACAUGGAUGACGUGGUCAAAAAUAAGCUUAAGAGCAAUGCCAAGAUUUACAGUAACACUUUGGAGCGAAUAGUUCAAAAGUAUUCAAAGCUGCAUGACAAUGGGACUGAGGUGAACCUGGAGGACAUAACACCCCAAGAGGUGAGAGUAUGCAUGGUCAAGUCAGAGUUGGAACUAUCAAAGCUGGGAUUGUCAAAGAGUGAUGUUGACCUGGCAGAGCUGUCACUAGGAGAUGUUUCUGAAAUACACAGGCCACAGAACAUCAUUAGAGACUUCAAGAUGGACAUCUCAUACCACCAGGAUGAUCCUGACGAUGAUUGUGUAGAUGAGGGUGCUGGCCCCUUGGUGGAUAAUUCCAAACUGAAUGGGACUAGGAGUAGCCUGUGGGGUGCGCCAGAGGAGCUGGAGCGCUCUCUGAGCAGUCAACGUAGCACUCUACUGGACCAGUAUCCCAGCAUGGUCAGCCAGGUAGGAGAGGCCUGGCGGCGCCAACAUAUGUCCGACGUGGCUGUAGGGGUUUUGAGGAGGUACCACAGGCUCAGGUGGUUCUCUAACAGAAACCUCAAUAACCGCAGCUUCAACAUCAGACCUGUUCACAGAAAGACUACCCUCAACAAUGGCCAAUCCUUUCUCCAAACACCUCAGAACACCAUACUGAAUGUGAGUAACCCCAAGAGUCCAAAGUUGAACCUCAAAAUGACAACAACCCACACCCAUCUUCCUCCACAGACCAAGGUCAACCUCCAGGAAUGGCCAGCAGAGAGGCUGUCCCACAGGAAGGGUACAGAUUCAGGGAACGGACAACCGUCUCACCCUGUUCUAGUGAUGGACUUCUCCUCUGCAGGCUCCAGUCCUGCCUCCCCUCCCUCUGCAGCCCCCUCCCUUCUCUCUGCUCCCUCAUUUGCAGAUUCCUCUCCUCCCUCCUCUGUAGCCUCCCUUCCCUCUUCUCUCUCAUCUGCAGACUCCUCCCUACAGGAGAGCCCUGAGCCGGAGGAGCCCCCCUUAAACCAAACCUUCAUGGUGUCCAUGCCGUCUUCCCCAACCACCAGGGUUAGACAUACUACCCUGGACUUCAGUCCUGCCAGAUCUGAAGACACCUUCACAGCAGGAGGGUUGAGCAGUCCAUCUCUAAGGAAGUGUGCCCUACCCACAUUUCCCCAUCCAAGGUUUUUCACAGCGGUAUGCCCUGUGGUCUGUAUGGAGAUGUCUUCAGACUACCGCUCCGCAGUAGCACAGAGCCCCUACAGAGCCAGACUGCUGAUCUGGGACGGCCAGCGUGCAGCAUCUAACGCCCACCAUAGAAGCCCCAAGUCAGGCUUUGCUGGAUAUCAUCAAAGAAACACUGUGGAGCCCAGAUCUUCCCCUGAGUCUUCACCCUCCUCUCUUCAUAGGCCUCUGAUGCCACCUAGGAAGCCCCACCACCUGGACUCCUGCAGUCGCUCCCAGCUGAAACUCCAAUCGUCUAGAUCAUCAUCUGAUCAUGAGUCUGGGGCAGGCCAGCCAAGGCUCCGGCGACACUAUUCCCUGGAUUCCUUCUCCUCAUCUGUCAGUCUCUUACGAAACUCUGAUAAGCAGAUUGACAAGGACUUCCAGAAGCUCUACCACAAGCUUGUCUGUCAGGGCAAAUCCUCCUCCUGCUGUACCUGUGAGAGGAGAGCAGAGACCACCAGAGGAACCUCCUCUUCUGCUCUGGCUGCCCUGGCCCUGUCUCCUCACCACUCUGUCAUGAGGAAGCGUCGCAGGGAGCUGGUCCAAGAACAGUCCCCAGAGUCCAAACGUUACAGAGAUAGCUCCUUUGCGUACUCCCCAGGAUCCCUCCGCCAGAGGGUAGAAAUGUUCAGGUGUCAGAACCGAUCAGGCAGCCAUUUGUCCUCCAACCAGUGGGACAUCUCCUGUGACUCCCACAACUGGAGCCCCCGCAGGGCCAGUUUGGCUCAUACCCACCACAGCCCCCAUUACCAACAUCACUCAUCAAAUGCAGCAGUCAGGAAAGCUGAAGGCUCCUGGUCUGGCCUGCAUGUUGAUCAGCACUCUCCUGCUUGGAGAGAGAAAUACAGCCGAUUUGUUGGAAUUCAUCAAGGAAAGUCAAUUGUCAAGGCAGAGUGGCAAUGUGGCUGUUUGCCAAGUUUCUCUAGGAGACAGCUUCUGUAUAAAUGAUGUCAACCCACAGAAAGGCUGUCCUGUCCUGCACCUCUACCGGAGUUUUUUUUAUAUGCCAGAGUUGAAAACAUCUCUGCUGUUUAUCUGCAUUUGAAAACAUACUUAGGAUGUCCCAAUAACCAUGAACUAAUUUGUUAUAAUGAAAUGUUUAUGCAAUGUCUUUUUAUAUACUGUACCAGUCAAAAGUUUGGACAAACCUACUCGUGCAAUGGUUUUUCUGUAUUUUUACAUUGUAGAAUAAUAGUGAAGAUUUUUUUCAAAUCUAAGAAAUAACACAU
Molecule: messenger RNA, 2774 nt
Organism: Oncorhynchus tshawytscha (Chinook salmon)
Lineage: Eukaryota; Metazoa; Chordata; Actinopteri; Salmoniformes; Salmonidae
Exons: 10
Coding region: 340-2493 (717 amino acids)
Source: RefSeq, a predicted model, not a curated record